Messenger RNA from Cynara cardunculus var. scolymus (artichoke), 3569 nucleotides. RefSeq names its product tyrosine-sulfated glycopeptide receptor 1-like. The record is from RefSeq and is a predicted model, not a curated record. Gene Ontology annotation, molecular function: ATP binding; protein binding; protein kinase activity. NCBI's taxonomy places the organism in Eukaryota, Viridiplantae, Streptophyta, Magnoliopsida, Asterales, Asteraceae. The coding region runs from base 15 to 3302 and encodes 1095 amino acids. The transcript has a single exon. Gene Ontology annotation, biological process: protein phosphorylation.
AAUUUAUAAUUAUAAUGAUGCUCCGCGUCAACAUCCACUUGUCUCCAUUCCUCCUCCCUUUCAAUGGAUUAUUCCUCCCUCCUCUGUCUUCUUCUUCCUCCUCCUCCUCCUCCUCCUCCAUCCCUCCAUUUUCUAACCCUUCUUCACCUGCAGCACUCAUGAUGCUGCCUAAACCCAAUACCACCUUCUUCUUCUUCUUCUUCUUCAUUACUCUUAACCUCCUCUUCCUCUUUCCUCCCCUUACUCAUGCCCUCUGUAACCCCCUCGAUUACGAUUCUCUUCUCUCCUUCGCCACCACCUUUCCCUCCCUUAACUGGUCUGCUUCCCUCGAUUGCUGCUCCUGGGAUGGAAUCUCUUGUGAUCCUUCCGGAGAUCGAGUCAUCCACUUGUCUCUCCCUGCCAAAGGUCUUCGCGGCUCCAUCCCUUCUUCUCUUCUGAAUCUCACCUCUCUCUCUCUCCUCAACCUCUCUUGUAAUUUCCUUUCUGGUCCCCUCCCCAAUGGACUUUUCUCCUCUUUGAACGCUCUUCGUACCAUUGACUUGAGCUACAAUCGCCUUUCUGCUCACUUACCUCACACCUUUCCUGCCACCCUCCAAUCUCUCAAUCUCUCCAGCAAUCAUUUCAAUGGCACCAUUCUUCUCAACUCCCCUCAAACCUUAACGUCUCUCAAUAUCAGCAACAACAGCUUCACCGGCCCCAUUCCUCCCUCUAUCUGCAUCACCUCCCCGGCUUUACUCAUCCUUGAUUUCUCUUUAAACGACUUCACCGGAAACAUCCCCCCAGGCUUUGGCGAUUGUUCUAAACUCCAGGUUUUGAGUUUGGGAUUCAACAAUCUCACGGGACAGAUUCCUGUUGAUAUCCAUGGCGCCCGAUCGCUGCAACUGCUAUCUUUACCUGGAAAUUAUCUUACGGGAACCAUUCAUCAAAGCAUCACCAACCUCACCAACCUUAGGACCCUUGCUCUGUUUGGUAACUUGUUUUCUGGUUCCAUUCCUCGGAAUAUUGGGAAGCUGUUGUUCUUGGAGAGGUUGGAACUUCACAUUAAUGAUCUCAAUGGAACCCUGCCCCAAUCCUUGAUCAAUUGCACCAAGCUUCAGCUGCUAAAUGUGAGGGUCAACUCUUUAGUUGGCAGGCUUGAUGAUUUUGAUUUCUCCAAUUUCAGUCAACUGAUUAUAGUUGACUUUGGUGAAAAUCAAUUUACGGGUAUGCUGCCUAGAACUCUUUUCUCUUGCAAAUCACUGACCGCAAUUCGAGUGGCCACCAAUAAGCUAGACGGGGAAGUCUUGCCUGACGUACUCAAUUUGCCAUCUUUGUCUUUCCUCUCCCUUUCAAACAAUACCCUCAAGAAUAUCACCAAAGCAUUCAGUAUUCUGAGCAGACAUCAGAAUCUCACUACUCUCAUCCUCUCCAAGAACUUCUUCAAUGAAACCCUUCCAGAUGGAGGGAUUUCCGGGUUUCUUCAUCUUAAGAUAUUGGGGCUAGGUGGUUGCAAAUUGUUUGGUCAAAUUCCGACUUGGCUGAGAUCAUUAACAAACCUGGAGGUAAUCGAUCUCUCUCAAAAUAAUAUCCAUGGCACAAUUCCAGGUUGGCUACAGACACUUCCAAGCCUUUUUUAUCUAGACUUAUCUAAUAAUUCUCUUUCCGGAGGAUUCCCUGUUGAGCUUACUACACUUCCAGCACUUGGAUCGCAGCAAGUUCUUGAUCAUGUAAACAGUAGUUACUUGGAACUCCCUGUAUUUGUUCAGCCGCAAAAUGCUUCCUAUUUGCAGUACAACCAGCUGGCCACCCUGCCGCCAGCGCUGUACCUAGCAAGCAAUCACCUGAGUGGUGAAAUCCCCGUUGAGAUUGGUCAUCUGCAGUCAAUUCACGUCCUUGAUCUCAGCCGAAACAAUUUCUCUGGCACCAUUCCCAGUGCAAUAUCAAAUCUCACGAACUUGGAAAAGCUGGACCUCUCUCAUAAUCUUCUAUCUGGUGGGAUCCCUGCGUCGCUUAAAAGCCUCUACUUCUUGUCUUUUUUCAAUGUCGCAAACAACAAUCUACAAGGUCCCAUACCAGCUGGGGGCCAAUUUGACACCUUCCUGAACCAGAGUUAUGAAGGCAAUCCAGGGUUGUGCGGCCCUCCCAUGCACAACCUUUGUGGGAAUCGAUCAGCCACGACAGGUGCUUCAGGACAUAAGAAAGGCCCAAACAAGAAAAUGAUUGUUGGACUUAUCCUUGGUAUAUGUUUUGGAGUUGGCGUCACUCUGACUUGUCUAGCAUUGUGGAUAUUGUCCAAAAGAAGGAUUCUCCCAAGGGGUGAUCCGGAGAUAUUUCAUAUGGACAUGGUAUCCUUCAAUUCUACAUCAGCUGCAGACGUUCCCAAGGAUACAAGUGGGGUCAUAUUGUUCCCAAACAAUGCAAAAGAUAUCAAGCAUCUGACAGUAUCUGAUAUCUUGAAAGCAACAGAGGAUUUCAGUCAAGCAAAUAUCAUCGGUUGUGGGGGUUUUGGCUUGGUUUAUAAAGCAACUUUGGCAAAUGGAACAAGACUGGCUGUUAAGAAGCUUUCAGGAGAUAUGGGUCUCAUUGCAAGAGAAUUUAAAGCAGAAGUAGAGGCAUUAUCGACAGCCCAGCACAAAAAUCUGGUUUCUUUACAAGGUUACUGUGUACAUGAUGGCUCUCAGCUGCUGAUAUACUCGUAUAUGGAAAAUGGAAGCUUGGAUUACUGGCUACAUGAGAAGACUGAUGGAGCAUCCAAACUUGACUGGCCAACCAGAUUGAAGAUUGCCCAGGGAGCAAGUUGUGGACUGGCUUACAUGCACCAGGUAUGUGAACCACAUAUUGUGCAUCGUGACAUAAAGUCCAGCAACAUCCUUCUUGAUGAACAAUUCGAAGCAUAUGUGGCCGAUUUUGGACUGUCUAGAUUGAUUCAACCAUAUAAUACACAUGUCACCACUGAGUUGGUUGGCACCCUGGGCUAUAUUCCACCAGAAUACAGCCAAUCAUGGAUAGCCACUUUGAGAGGAGACAUAUAUAGUUUCGGGGUUGUCAUGCUUGAGCUACUUACAGGAAAGAGGCCCAUGGAGGUAUUCAGGCCAAAGGCAUCUAGAGAAUUGGUUGUGUGGGUGCAACAACUAAGAAGAGAAGGGAAACAGGAUGAAGUAUUUGAUCCCCUCCUGAGAGGCAAGGGCUUUGAAGAAGAGAUGCUGCAGGUUUUUGAUGUUGCCUGCAUGUGUGUGAACAUAAACCCUGUUAAGAGGCCAACUAUUAAUGAGGUGGUUGAUUGGCUCCAUAAUGUUGGGUCCAACCAUCGGAUACCCAAAUAAGGGAAUGUGUAAAAAUAUAUAGCUUUGAAGAAAUCACAGUUUUAUAGCAUUCCAAACCGUGUUGUCAAUGUACUUGUAAUUAGUUGUCUGUACAGAAAAUUUCCCUUAAUUUUUUCUUACUUUUGCCUUCUAGUUUGUGGUUAGUUAUGUGAAGGAAUUUUUACUUGAUGACAGUGCAUUAAUGUAUAAAGAGACAUCUGAACCUCUUACAAUUCUAAAUUUUUUCUAGGUAUGGCUUGUAAAUAGAAACAUCCUAUUCAUACUCCU